AGUAAUUAGCAAACAUACAAUGCCACCAAAGAAGAAGGGAGCUCAAGAAAAGCCAAUUUUGUUAGGUAGACCAGGUAACAACUUGAAGUCUGGGAUUGUUGGAUUAGCCAAUGUCGGUAAAUCCACUUUUUUCCAAGCCAUCACCCGUUGUCCAUUGGGUAACCCUGCCAACUACCCUUUUGCUACCAUUGAACCAGAAGAAGCCAGAGUCAUUGUCCCAUCGCCAAGAUUCGACAAAUUGGUUGAGUUGUACAAGCCAAAGAGUGAAGUUCCCGCCUUUAUGACCGUCUACGAUAUUGCCGGUUUGACUAAAGGUGCCCAUGCCGGUGAAGGGUUGGGUAACAAUUUCUUGGCCAACAUCAGAGCCGUUGAUGCUAUUUUCCAAAUGGUUAGAUGUUUCGAUGAUGCUGACAUCAUCCACAUCAACGAUGAAGUCAACCCAGUGGCUGAUUUGGAUAUCAUCAAGGAUGAAUUGAGAUUGAAGGAUAUCGAAUUUGCUCAAAAGCACUUGGAAGGUAUUGAAAAGAUCACCAAGCGUGGUGGUCAAUCCUUGGAAGUCAAGCAAAAGAAGGAAGAAGCUGAAUUUGUCAAGAAGAUUAUUGCCAUGUUGGAAGAAGGUAAGAGAUUAGCUAACCAAACCUGGACCCAAAAGGAAGUUGAAAUCAUCAACACCAUGUUGUUGUUAACCGCCAAGCCAUGUAUCUACUUGAUCAACUUGUCUGAAAGAGACUAUAUCAGAAAGAAGAACAAGCACUUGUUGAAGAUCAAGGAAUGGGUUGACACCAACUCCCCAGGUGACUUGAUCAUUCCAAUUUCCGUCUCCCUCGAAGAAAAAUUAGCCAACAUGGAAACUGAUGACGAAAGAGACGCCUACUGUAAGGAAAUCGGUGCUGUUUCUGCUUUGCCAAAGAUUAUUGUUGCCAUGAGACAAAAGUUGGACUUGAUUUCUUUCUUCACUGGUGGUCCAGACGAAGUUAGAGAAUGGACUAUUAGAAGAUGGUACACUGCUCCACAAGCCGCUGGUACUAUUCACACUGAUUUGGAAAGAACCUUCAUCUUGGCCCAAGUUAUGAAGUAUGAGGAUUUGGUUGAAUUAGGUGACGAAGCUAGUGUUAAGGCUGGUGGUAAAUUAUACACCAAAGGUAAGGAUUAUUUUGUUGAAGAUGGUGAUAUUCUUUACAUUAAAGCUGGUGAAGGUAAGGCUAGAUAAUUUACUUGAUAUUUAAUCGAUAUUUGUAAAUAUAACUUUGCUGUAGGCGGUGGUGGUAGUAGUAGUAGUAGUAGUCUCUACGUCUGUAUUGACACAUGGUCGUGCGAGUGUCUAAUUUUAGGGGGUGGGGUAAUUAAGAUAUUAACCUUUUACGAAUAAGGGGUAACUGGAGACGUAGGAACCUAAAUAGAUAUAGUAGAAUGGAAAAGCCAGGUAUUUCUGCUGCUGAUCUUUCCAAGUUUGCAGAUGCGUAUUGCUCCGAUCUUGAAUUUCUAGAUGAUGACCUUGAACACGAGGAAAUGAACCUUGAUGAAAUCAGAAACCAUAUACUUCGUAAAGCUAAAAAGAGAGUGAUCAAAAUAAACAAGACCGAAGACAAUAAAUACAAGAGAUUCUUCAUCGACGGUUCCACUGAUAUUGUCUCGCGCAAAGACGUGCGGAAACCGGCACUUCGCAAUCCAGAAGAUGUUUAUGCACAGAUUGAUAAGCUAGAGAAACAUUUUGCACUGUUGGAUCCAAUCACCAAGUUAAGAUUUGGAGUGGUUGAGACAUGCGAACGGAGAGAAAUUGAAACUCCGGCUGAAAGAAUCUUUUUCGGUGUAUAUGACAAGAACGAAUCCGAAGAUUGGUGGCUGGACGAAGAGAAUUAGAGAUUCAAGACUGGUUCUUGAUCUAAUUCUAUAACUAUAUAACCUGUCGUGGUAUUGAUUAUGUAAAGUAUGUAGAUAUAUUGGUU
Spathaspora passalidarum NRRL Y-27907 is the source of this 1946-nucleotide messenger RNA. RefSeq names its product Obg-like ATPase (gene YBN5). Gene Ontology annotation, cellular component: cytoplasm. The record is from RefSeq and is a predicted model, not a curated record. The coding region runs from base 20 to 1210 and encodes 396 amino acids. Lineage: Eukaryota; Fungi; Ascomycota; Pichiomycetes; Serinales; Debaryomycetaceae. The transcript has a single exon. Gene Ontology annotation, molecular function: ATP binding; GTP binding; ATP hydrolysis activity.